AUGACUCACUCGUUUCUCUUACAGCGCCUACAGACACUCACCAAUCAGCAAACUCCCAGCCAGCCGCCAAGCAGACCGCCUGACCUGCCGGCGGAAGCCGCGCAGAGGGCGGAGGCUGCACGCGCAGGCGGCGACGCGACAGCAGCGCAACGAAAGGGAGCAGGGAGGGUUUCUGGGGAAGCGGAGGAGCAGCGCGGUGGCGUGCGGUUGGAGUCGGUUCUGGCCGCCAAUUCCCUUGUCGCCCUGCCUGGUCGCCCCGCCGUCCCCCCUUACGCCUUCCCCUCGCCCUCCCUCCAAUCUUCGCUCCUUGGCCUCCCCGCUCCCCCUCUGCACACAAGCACUUACGACCCGGCUGUGCUGGGCACUGGGAUCGACUGGGGGGCGGUGCACCGCGAGUGGUUGCGGCGAGGAUUCCCGCGGUAUUCGGGGGAGCAGCUGCGAAUGCGGUGCAAAGUGGUGCGCGGGUGGGUGAAUGACAUUCAGGUGCUUCAGGAGCUGUUGCCGCCUGAAGUCGCCUGGGAUCCCACCACUCAGCGCUUUAGCCCCGACCCCAAGGUGAGGUGUUGUGUGCUUGUGUAUGAUUUCAAGAUGGGUUUACCACCGUCCUCAGCCUCCUCAGCCUCCUCUCCCUCCUCUCCCUCCUCUCCCUCCUCCCCCUCCCCUCCCUCCUCUCCCUCCUCUCCCUUCUCUUCCAUCUCUCCCUCCUUUGCCUCUCCUUCCUCUCUCCCUUCCCUCCCUUUUUCCUAUCUUCCUUACCCGUUCGCCUGCUCCCUCACCACCCCACACCCGCUGCUGCAGCUGGGCAUCAUCCCGCGGCUGAAACAACAUGGGCGGUGGCGGCACUACAAGCGGUGGUGCAAGCACACGGCGCCCUGGCUGCCCCUCGCUCUGCUCAACGCCCACACGUGCCCUGCUGAGGGCCCUCUGCGGGGCGAGGAGGAGUGGGAGGAGGAGGAGGAGGAGGAGGAGGAGGAGGAGGAGGAGGAGGAGGAGGAGGAGGAGGAGGAGGAGGAGGAGGAGGAGGACGAGGAGGAGGACGAGGAGGGGGAGGAGGAUUGGGAAGAGGGGGAGGGAGGGGAGGAGGAUGGGGAAGAGGAGGAGGAUGAAGUGGUGGAGGUGGAGGAUGGGGUGGAGGAGGCGGAGGAGGAGGUUGAGGGUGCGGGGCAACAGGCAGUGCAGGGAAGGGGUGUGAGGAGCAGAGGGGAACGAGAGGGUGCGGAAGCGAGAGGGGUUGGAAUUGGCAGAGCUGGGAAUGCCAGGGCUGGGGUUGGCAGAGCAGCUGGGGUUGGCAGUGCUGGGGCAGGACAGGAGGAUGGUGGGUUAGGCUGUACAGUUGACGCACCGCGGGCCAAUGGCGUUCCCCGUGGUCGCAAUGUAACAUUUGCUGAUAGUGCUCAUGCUGACGUGGCUCGUGCUGAUGGGACUGGUGGUGCAAGUGCGGAUGAGAGGGACGAGUACCCUGCGAGGCUGGCAGCGCGGAUCGCUGGCAUGGCGGCGAGCAGGAGGGAGCAAGGGGAUGGAAGAGGGGAGGGGUUGAGGGCGAUGGAGGAGGGGCCGGGGAUGGGGGAGAUGGAGGAGGAGGAAGUGGCAGUGCGAGGUGCGAUGGAGAGGAAGCGGCAGCGGCGGGUGAUGGAGAGUGUGGCGCGUGCCCUCAAGAGCAUGGCUGAGAAGGGGCAGCCACACGUGCAUAGAGACGCGGUGGCGGACAGUGUGGUCAAGGCGGUGGAGGACGUGCAGGCCCUCCCCUCUCUCACGAACGCGCAGCGCGCAGCGGCCAUCGACGCCUUUCUGCAGCGCCCCCUCGCCGCCCACGCCUUCCAGGCCAUGCGCCCCGCCCUGCAGACCCUCUUCGCCCGCCGCGCCCACGCCCAGGCCAUUGAGAGGCAGCUGGCCGGCGUGCAGGCCGUCGCCGCUGCUGCUGGGGGGGGAGAUGGGGCGCUCACAGACCAGCAGCUUGCGGGGCUGCAGGGCGUGACAGCCGGUGUUGGGGCGGGAGCGGGGACAGGGGGAAUGGUUGGGAGCGGGGGUGUGGAGGCGAUGGGGUUUGGGUCAACUGGAGUGGGGGGUAUGGGAACAGUGGGGGUGGGAACAGGGGGGGUGAGAACAGCUGGGGUGGGAACAUGGGCAGUGGGAACAGCGGGGGUGGGAACAAGGAGGGUGGGAACAGCGGGGGUGGGAACAGCGGGGGUGGCAAUAGCAGGGGUGGGAACAGGGGGUGUGGGAACAGGGGGUGUGGGAACAGGGCGUGUGGGAACAGCGGGGAUGGGAACAGCGGGGAUGGGCAUGGGGGGUACAGGGGUGGGGGAGGAAAUGGGAAGAGAGGGGACGAGCAUGGUGGGAACGGUUAUGGGGGGAACGCGGAUGGGGGAACCGGGAUUCGGUUUGAGGGGAUUGGGGACGGUGGGGCAAACAGGGGCAGUGGGAGGUGUGGCAGGAGGUGGGAGUGUAGCAGGAGGUGGAGGUGUGGCAAGAAGUGGGGGUUUGCCAGGAGGUGGAGGUGUUGAUGCAGGAGCAGGGGGUGUGGGAACGGCAGCAGCAGGUACAGUAGCAGCAGCCCCAGCAGGAGAAGGGAGGGGUGCACAAGGUGUGGGAGGGGUUGCAGGGGGAGUAGGGGAAACCGGGGCGGCAGCAGGGGCAAGAGGAGCAGGAGGGUUGGGCGGCACACAAGGGGCGGGCGGCGUGGCAGGGCUGCAGGUGCUGGGGCCUCGCGUGCAGGAGUUGAUGCAGGAGUUGGUUAGAGAGAUCCUGGGAGCAGUCAAUGCGAGUCAACAGAUGGUCAGCACGGGUCAACAGGCAGUCAGCGCUGGUCAAGGGGCGGUCAAUGCUGGUCAAUGGGCGGUCAACGCAGGGCAGUGCAGCCUGUGCAGCAUCGUUGCCAAUUUCGCCAAAAUGGUGGGCGCCCAGGGUGGCCUGAUGGGGGUUGCUGCUGGGGGAGGAGUGCCCGCAGCAAGCGAUCUGAGGGGGAGUGGUGGUGGGGAAGCGGUGGCUGUGCCGAGUGAAGGAGGAGGGGGUGGUGGGGGAGAUGUACGCAUGUCAGGAGGACGAGGUGGGAGUGGUGGUAGAGGGGAGGAGGGGAUGGUCGUUGAGGUUGAAGGGGGUGGGGCGGGAGAUACGGGAGAGGUGAGAGAGACGGGAGAGGUGAGAGAGACGGGAGAGGUGCGAGAGACGGGAGAGGUGAGAGAGACGGGAGAGGUGAGAGAGACGGGAGAGGUGAGAGAGACGGGAGAGGUGAGAGAGACGGGAGAGGUGAGAGAGACGGGAGAGGUGAGAGAGACGGGAGAGGUGAGAGAGACGGGAGAGGUGAGAGAGACGGGAGAGGUGAGAGAGACGGGAGAGGUGAGAGAGACGGGAGAGGUGAGAGAGACGGGAGAGGUGCGAGAGACGGGAGAGGUGAGAGAGACGGGAGAGGUGAGAGAGACGGAAGAGGUGCGAGAGGUGAGGCCAGGGGGAGGUGGAGAGGGACGGGGGGCUGGAGAAGGAGGGGAGGGCGUAGAAGGAGGGGGGAAUGGGGGAGGGGGGGGUGGAGAGGGAGGGGGUGGUGGAGAGGAACAGAGGGUUGGAGAAGGAGGGGAGGGUGGAGGGUUGGGCGGCACAGGUUGGUUGGGCGGCAUGGCAGGGCUGCAGCUGAUGGGGCAUCGCGUGGAGGAGUUUGUUGGAAGUGAGAGCCUGGGAGCAGUCAACGCGAGUCAACAGAUGGCCAGCACAGGUCAACAGGCAGUCAACGCUGGUCAAGGGGCAGUGGACAUGCGCCAAUCAGCAGUGAAUCAAGGUCCAUUGGAAAGUGUGGGUGCAGGCGAAGGGGCAGUCAACGCUGGUCAAGCAGCAGUCAACGCAGGUCAAGGGGCAGUGAACGCAGGUCACACGGGGAUGACUGGCAAUCCAGUGGUGGUGAACUGGAUUCAAUGCAAGUGCCGUGAGUGUCUGGUUGCUACCUUGGCGGCCAGAAUACGUGAAGGUGCUGUCAACCUGAGUCAAGCAGCAGGCAAUCCAAUUCAAGCAGUAGUCAAUCCAAUUCAAGCAGCAGUCUAUGUGGCAAGUCAACUUGUGGCCAAUGCGGAUCCAAGGAGGAGAGUGGCAGCGAAUCAGGUGGAGACAGCUGUCGGUCAACGAGGAUUUAAUGCAGGUCGUGCAGUCAAUGCUGGUCAAGCACCAGUCAACUCUGGUCAAGCACCACUCAACUAUGGUCGUUGGGCUGCUAAUGCAGGUGGAGGGAUGGGUCAAGGCAGAACAGAGGGAGGAGGAGUGGAAGGAAGAGGAGGGGCUUGGAGGGAAUCAACGAUCGUGGGACUGCUGCAGCUGCUGCUACAAGGCAAGGCGAAGGAAAGGGGUGGGGCUGUGGCGAGGGGACAGGGGGAGAACGGCGGGCAAAGAGUGGAGCAGGGAGGGCAGCAGGGCGAGGAGCAGAGAAGGGGUCAGGGAGGGGGGCAGGGAGGGGUGGCAGGGAGGGGGACAGGGAGAGGGGCAGGGAGUGGGGCAGGGAGUGGGGCAGGGAGAGGGGCAGGAGUGGGGCAGGAAGGUGGGCAGGGGGGGGAAGGACAGGGAGGGGAGCGAGGAGGACAGCAGGGAGGGGAGCAGGGAGGGGAGCAGGGAGGGGAGCAGGGAGGGGAGCAGGGAGGGGAGCAGGGAGGGGAGCAGGGAGGAGGGGGAGCAGGGAGGGGAGCAGGGAGGGGAGCAGGGAGGGGAGCAGGGAGGGGAGCAGGGAGGGGAGCAGGGAGGGGAGCAGGGAGGGGAGCAGGGAGGGGAGCAGGGAGGGGAGCAGGGAGGGGAGCAGGGAGGGGAGCAGGGAGGGGAGCAGGGAGGGGAGCAGGGAGGGGAGCAGGGAGGGGAGCAGGAGGGAGCAGGGAGGGGAGCAGGGGAGGGGAGCAGGGAGGGGAGGGGAGCAGGGAGGGGAGCAGGGAGGGGAGCAGGGAGGGGAGCAGGGAGGGGAGCAGGGAGGGGAGCAGGGAGGGGAGCAGGGAGGGAGCAGGGAGGGGAGCAGGGAGGGGAGCAGGGAGGGGAGCAGGGAGGGGAGCAGGGAGGGGAGCAGGGAGGGGAGCAGGGAGGGGAGCAGGGAGGGGAGCAGGGAGGGGAGCAGGGAGGGGAGCAGGGAGGGGAGCAGGGAGGGGAGCAGGGAGGGGAGCAGGGAGGGGAGCAGGGAGGGGAGCAGGAGGGGAGCAGGGAGGGGAGCAGGGAGGGGAGCAGGGAGGGGAGCAGGGAGGGGAGCAGGGAGGGGAGCAGGGAGGGGAGCAGGGAGGGAGCAGGGAGGGGAGCAGGGAGGGGAGCAGGGAGGGGAGCAGGGAGGGGAGCAGGGAGGGGAGCAGGGAGGGGAGCAGGGAGGGGAGCAGGGAGGGGAGCAGGGAGGGGAGCAGGGAGGGGAGCAGGGAGGGGAGCAGGGAGGGGAGCAGGGAGGGGAGCAGGGAGGGGAGCAGGGAGGGGAGCAGGGAGGGGAGCAGGGAGGGGAGCAGGGAGGGGAGCAGGGAGGGGAGCAGGGAGGGGAGCAGGGAGGGGAGCAGGGAGGGGAGCAGGGAGGGGAGCAGGGAGGGGAGCAGGGAGGGGAGCAGGGAGGGGAGCAGGGAGGGGAGCAGGAGGGAGCAGGGAGGGGAGCAGGGAGGGGAGCAGGGAGGGGAGCAGGGAGGGGAGCAGGGAGGGGAGCAGGGAGGGAGCAGGGAGGGGAGCAGGGAGGGGAGCAGGGAGGGGAGCAGGGAGGGGAGCAGGGAGGGGAGCAGGGAGGGGAGCAGGGAGGGGAGCAGGGAGGGGAGCAGGGAGGGGAUGAGAGAGUGGGGACUGUGA
Molecule: messenger RNA, 5769 nt
Organism: Closterium sp. Naga37s-1
Lineage: Eukaryota; Viridiplantae; Streptophyta; Zygnematophyceae; Desmidiales; Closteriaceae
Source: the annotation of a GenBank genome assembly